Epithele typhae is the source of this 648-nucleotide messenger RNA. RefSeq lists its product as uncharacterized. The record is from RefSeq and is a predicted model, not a curated record. NCBI's taxonomy places the organism in Eukaryota, Fungi, Basidiomycota, Agaricomycetes, Polyporales, Epitheliaceae. Bases 1 to 648 code for a protein of 215 amino acids. The transcript has 2 exons.
AUGACCUCCAAGCUAACACCCUCGCUGGGCCCUCACGAUCCCCCGCCUGCAUACUCGGUCGCGCCGAAUGGGCCUCAUCAACAAGUCGAUCACCUCGUAGGGGUCAGUGGCUCUGGCGGGAACGGCAGCCCGCCGCUACCAGCUCCAACCCCCUUCCUCUACGACCCGUCCCGCCCAUACACCCACUCCCCAUAUCCGCAGGGCCCGCAAGGGCAGCCGUGGACGCAAUCUACGGAUCCCAGGCCGGCUCUCGGCGCAGGGCACUCGAGCUGGGGCCCCACGCCAAUCGCCCAGCAGGCGGCGCUGCUGCCGUACUACGACCCGCGGUCGCCGCACGCGGUCGCGGCGGCGGCGACCCGGGCGCGCUGGCGGUUUGUGAGCGCCGCGCUGUGGGCGGUGUUGAUCCUGAGCGUGAUCAAGCCUCUGCUCGUCGCCAGCCACAGCGAGCGCACCUCCCUCCACGCCGGCCGCAUUGUCCUCAGCGCCGUCUUAUCUAUUGCUCGCCUGCUGCCAUCUCCCCUCGCCACCGCUGCUCCCUCCCUCCCCCGCGUCACUCGCUCCUUCGGCUCCCACUCAAACGCGUCGCGCACUCGCCCUCGUCCCGCCCCCGCCCCCCGCCUACACUACCCCGCCCCCACCUCGCCCUAG